AUGACGAUAAAAACAACCACUUUUCCUAAAACUGCUGAUGCGAAAAACAGCUCAUCUGUAACUGACUCCGGAACAGAGCGAAGAGAGCCAAAAAGUCAACCGUCUUGGGCAGCUACUACAAAAAUUCCAGUAACGUCCAGCGGUACCUCAGAUGCAUUUGUAACGGUCUAUAACAAGUCAGUAGAAGUUCGUAUCGCAAAGCCGAGAGCGCCUGCAGUGACUCCGAAAGGAAGUAAAUUUGACUUUGUUGGUGGAAAUGGUAGCAUCGAAAAUAGAAGUGUUAUCGAGAAUACGGAAGUACCUGCUCGAGUUGACUCAAGAGAAUUAUCAACGGUACGAUUUAGUUCAGCAGACAGCGUGAACCUGGCCAGAGAAGGCGCAGCAGAAAUGAUUCUUACGAUGGCUGGGAGCGAAGUGAUGACAGAUCCGAAUAUGACGACUGGUUCGGCUACUGCUAGUACAAUUCAAAGUAAAGAAAAUGCGGCUGCAUCUGAAGAAGCUGCGGUUGACAACAAGAUAGCAAAUGCAGAAUGGAAUUUGGGUGAUUUGACUGAUAGAUUCGUAGUGAAGCCCGGCGCCACCAGAGCAUCGCAACCAACCGUUGUAAUUCCGCCUCUCGAGGUACACUGUUCCUCCAGAAUUAAAGUAGGAACGUUUGUCACAAUGCUAGCAGUAUCGAACUGA
Molecule: messenger RNA, 684 nt
Organism: Gongylonema pulchrum
Lineage: Eukaryota; Metazoa; Nematoda; Chromadorea; Rhabditida; Gongylonematidae
Source: the annotation of a GenBank genome assembly